This is a messenger RNA of Cygnus atratus (black swan), 1620 nucleotides long. It is a transcript of the gene RAD51D, whose product is annotated as RAD51 paralog D. The coding region runs from base 158 to 1174 and encodes 338 amino acids. Lineage: Eukaryota; Metazoa; Chordata; Aves; Anseriformes; Anatidae. Gene Ontology annotation, molecular function: ATP-dependent DNA damage sensor activity; single-stranded DNA binding; four-way junction DNA binding. The record is from RefSeq and is a predicted model, not a curated record. Gene Ontology annotation, cellular component: replication fork; centrosome; Rad51B-Rad51C-Rad51D-XRCC2 complex. The transcript has 11 exons. Gene Ontology annotation, biological process: DNA strand invasion; reciprocal meiotic recombination; double-strand break repair via homologous recombination.
GGGGUCCGUGGGGUGCUGGGGGGACUGAGUGGGGCAGGGCUCAGCCCCUGUGGUCCCUGGGGGCUUCCCCGGCGGGAGGCAGGAGCAGGGCACGGCGUGCUCCCGAGGGGCGCAGCCCCGCGUGGGGCUCCGCUCCCCGUCCCGGGGGUCCGGGGACAUGGUGGUCCUGCGGGCCGGCCUCUGCCCCGGCCUCACCGAAGAGAUGAUCCAGGUCCUCCGGGCAAACAGCGUCAGGACGGUGGUGGACUUUGUGUCGUCAGACCUGGAGGAUGUCUCCCAGAAGUGCUCCCUGUCCUACAAGGCGCUGGUUGCAGUGAGACGUGUGCUGCUGGCCCAGUUCUCGGCCUUCCCUGCCAAUGGGGCAGACCUCUACGAGGAGCUCAAGAGCUCCACGGCCAUCCUGUCCACCGGGAGCCCCAGCCUGGACCAGCUGCUGGAUUCGGGGCUGUACACGGGGGAAGUGACGGAGCUGAUGGGCGCGCCGGGCAGCGGGAAGACGCAGGUGUGCCUCAGCAUCACGGCCAGUGUGUCCCUCGGCCUCAAGCAGCACGUCCUGUUCCUGGACUCCACGGGGGGGUUCACCGCCUCCCGCCUCUACCAGAUGCUUCAGGCCCAGGCAGAGGAUGAGGAAGAGCAGGCUGUCGGUGACACUGCUUUGUCACAGCUGGAGGCUCUGCAGCGGAUCCAGGUGGCCCGCGUGUUCGACGUCUAUGAAAUGCUGAGUGCCCUGCAGGAGGUGCGGGACCGCCUCUCCCAGCAGGCGGUGAGCUGCACGGGACCUCUCAAGACGGUGGUGAUCGACUCGGUCUCAGCUGUGAUCCACCCGCUGCUGGGCGGCAGGCAGUCAGAAGGCUUGGCCAUCAUGAUGCAGCUGGCCAGGGAGCUGAAGAUGCUGGCCAAGGAGUUCAGCCUUGCGGUGGUGGUGACUAACCAGGUGACAAGGGACAGCAGCACCGGCCUGCUGAAGCCAGCCCUUGGCCGAUCCUGGAGUUUUGUGCCCAGCACCCGGGUACUGCUGGAGAGCAAAGGAGCCGCCUGGGAGGAGGCCACCACGCGGCGCAGCGCUUCCUUGGCAAAGUCACCACGGCAGCCGACAGGGAUGCAGGUGGAGCUGGAUAUUGGAAACAGUGACGUGCAGGAGUCGAGCCCAGCAACACCCACAGAGGGGCUCUGAUGUGGACGGAAAAGCAAAUGUCAUGGUCCAGGAGAGCUGCAAAAAAAAACAUACAAAUGUUGAAUGUUUUACAUUCAGCCCAUCUGAGUCCUGCAGCCCCAGGAAGGACCAACACCAAGCAGCUUCUGUUCUGCACCUGGGAGAAAAUGUGCGUGGGGUUCUCUGGAGACCUUGCUCAGCACAUACAGGCUGCGGUGGCUGGGCCUUGUGGGCAGCACGGCAAACGGGUCCCCUCCUCUGCAGGUUUUGUCUGCAGCCAGCAGAGCUGCCCUGUCCUCAGCUACUGGCUUGGGACCAGCUGGCAUGUCCCUGUGCCAACCUGCGGCUUGUCACAGCAGCUUCAUUCCCCCAUCACUUGCUGUUCUCUGGUCCUGGAGCUCUUCCUCGGGCAGCCCAUGGUGGUUUUGGUUGAGAAAUUAAAAAAGGUGUUGCACGCUGCUGUGGUA